UUUCUGCUAUAUUUUUAUUUUUAAAAAAAAUUGUUUCUGAAAGCCAUCUUAUUCUACCGAACAAUCAAUUUAUCAUUGUAAGAACUAAGAACUGGUUCAGAGCCACUUCUGUCCCGCGCAGGGUUGCUAAAUUUCGUCUCUCGACUCGCAUCCAAACGAUUCUUACCCUUUUCUUCGCUUUAAUCCCAGCAACAUCAACUUCAGAAUUUUCCAUCUGAAACCUGAUUUGCUCUGUCUCAUCGAAAUGCUCAAAUGCGCCUCUGUUGUCGGCCUUCGUCCGGCGCCAUUCAUCUCUUCACCAAGUCGAUUUUAGCCGCUACGACCCUGACCAUCCAUCGCCGGAAAAUAUCUGAGUACUGCACCGCCAGAAAUUCCAGCUUUCAGGUCAACCCUCAUCAGAAAGAUGCCUCCUUCUGGGAUAAAACUUUUAGGGGCCUAUGUCUCACGGGGAGAUUGUCAGAAGCUGUUGCACUUUUGUGCUGUAUGGCCUUGCAAUUUCACUCAAGAACUUACUGUCUUCUGUUACAAGAAUGCAUUUUCAGGAAAGAGUAUAUGAAAGGAAAAAGAAUCCAUGCCCAAAUUGUUGUUGUUGGACAUUUACCCAGUGAAUAUCUGACGACCAAACUACUGAUUUUGUAUGCCAAAUCAGGUGACUUGGGAACUGCAUAUAUCCUUCAUGAGAAAUUGCUGGGCAAAAGUCUGGUUUCAUGGAAUGCAAUGAUUGCUGGGUAUGUACAGAAGGGGCUCGGAGAAGUUGGAUUGGAGUUUUAUUUGAAGAUGAGACAAAGUGGAAUGGUGCCUGAUCAGUAUACCUUUGCAUCAGUUUUCAAAGCCUGUGCUACUCUAGCAUCUUUGGAGCAUGGAAAGAGAGCUCAUGGAGUUCUGAUAAAGUGUCAAAUUGGGGACAAUGUUGUUGUUUCUAGUGCUCUUGUAGAUAUGUACUUCAAAUGCAGUAGCUUAUCUGAUGGGCGUAGGGUAUUUAACAUAUCUUCAAAUAGGAAUGUAAUUACAUGGACUGCUUUGAUAUUUGGAUACGCCCAGCAUGGAAGGGUCUUUGAAGUUUUGGAAUCCUUCAACAGUAUGAUCAAUGAAGGUUACAGACCAAAUCAUGUUACUUUCCUCGCUGUUCUUGCUGCUUGUGGCCGUGGAGGUUUUGUGUCCGAAGCACAGAGGUAUUUUUCAUUGAUGAUGACAGACUACAGAAUUGAGCCAAGAGGGCAACACUAUGCUGCCAUGGCGGAUCUUCUCGCACGGGCAGGGAGGUUGGAAGAGGCCUAUAAUUUUGUUCUCAACGCCCCUUGCAAGGAGCAUUCUGUCAUAUGGGGUGCUUUGGUUGGGGGUUGUAAGGUUCACGAAGACAUAGAUUUGAUGAAAUAUGCAGCGGCAAAUUACUUCGCAUUGGAUGCUGAAAACUCUGGGAAGUAUGUGGUUUUAUCAAAUGCUUAUGCCACAUCUGGGCUGUGGGACAACGUUGCAGAGGUUAGAGAUAUGAUGAAGAAAACAGGAAUGACCAAAGACCCUGGUUACAGUAGAAUUGAGAUUCAAAGGGAGUUCCGUUUUUUUUUCAAGAGCGAUGAAUCUCACAAAGAAACCGAGGAGAUUUAUAGAACCAUUAACAGAUUAACUCCAAUUUUGAAGGAUGCAGGUUAUAUUGCUGAACUAAGAGGAAACUGAGUUGAUAACAUUGUGAAGUUGGUGUAUCUUUGAAUAGAAAGGUCACAAAUCUGAGUGAAAAAGUAGAAUACAUUACCAUUCUCGUUAUUAGCUCAGAGUUGAGCCAGUUCAUACUAUAGUAGAAAGAAAUGUUGAGAUUGCUUA
Momordica charantia (bitter melon) is the source of this 1818-nucleotide messenger RNA. RefSeq names its product Tetratricopeptide repeat (TPR)-like superfamily protein. Lineage: Eukaryota; Viridiplantae; Streptophyta; Magnoliopsida; Cucurbitales; Cucurbitaceae. Gene Ontology annotation, molecular function: RNA binding; protein binding. The record is from RefSeq and is a predicted model, not a curated record. Gene Ontology annotation, biological process: RNA modification.